Messenger RNA from Humulus lupulus (European hop), 2346 nucleotides. RefSeq lists its product as uncharacterized. The transcript has 5 exons. The record is from RefSeq and is a predicted model, not a curated record. NCBI's taxonomy places the organism in Eukaryota, Viridiplantae, Streptophyta, Magnoliopsida, Rosales, Cannabaceae. The coding region runs from base 1 to 2346 and encodes 781 amino acids.
AUGAAUUCAGGUUUUACUAUGGUCAAAUUCAGAGAUGAGACUACUCGUGACUUGGUUCUAGAAUUAGGGGUGGUUCAUUUUGACAAGAUGCCAGUUAUCUUACGGCCAUGGACAACUGAUAUCGAUUCUUUGAAAUCGAUUAAAUCGGUACCAGUUUGGAUUAGACUUCCAGAUCUAGGUUUACAGUAUUGGGGAACCAAUUGUUUGAGUGCACUGGUUAGCACAAUUGGGAAACCAAUAAUGAUAGAUAAGAUUACCAAAGACAGGUCGAUGAUAAAGUUUGCUCGGAUUCUAGUGGACAUGGAGAUAUCAGAAUCACUACCUAAAUACAUUAGCUAUAUCAAUGAGAGAGGUCAAGUAGUGGACCAAUUGAUUGACUAUGAGUGGCUGCCUACGAAGUGUUCUCAGUGUAAAAAGCUAGGGCAUACAGCUUCUUCUUGCAAAUUUGUGGAAGGAGUUGUUUGGAGAAAGAAGGAGGUCAUGACAGCACCUGUAGAUGGCUGUUCUGAUCAUAAAAAGACUGAUAGUCUUUCGAAACCUGUCCAGACACCUUCAGUUCAGACUCAAUCAAAGGAGGCAGAUGAAUCCCACCCUGUGAAACUUCCAAAGGAUCAAGGAUGGGCCUACCCGAAAAAACUAGGAACUCAGAAAUUGAAAACCCCAUCAACUUCCCAGAAAACAAGUAAUCCUUUCAGUGUUCUCCAAGAACAGAAGCAGGUUCUCACUGACCCUUCCUUGUUAUUGAAUUUGAAUGGAAAGUUUCAACAUAUUGAGCUGGAAUGCCAGUCUUUUUGUCUCACAGUAGUUUAUGGCUCUAACCAGCUGGAGGCUAGGAGAGUUCUUUGGUCUGAACUAUCUGCUUUAACUUUCCCUGUUAAGCCUUGGUUAAUAGUUGGAGAUUUCAACGCUGUCUUUGACUCAGCAGACAGAAUGGGUGGUAAGGCCAUAUCACUAAAAGAGCUAGAGGAUGCUAGACAAUGGCUUGAUCUCGAUAUAGUGGAAGAAAUGAAGAUUAUGGGUUCUUUUUAUACUUGGUCGAACAAUCAAGAUGGGAACAAUCGUAUUUUUUCCAAGUUAGACAUAGUGUUUUUUAAUGAGGAUUGGCUUGACUCUUUUCCUAAUGUCAGUGCCAUAGUGAAUUGGGAGGUAGUUUCAGAUCAUUGUGCUAUAGUUUUGAAGCAUAUUCCAGUCCAGAAAGAGGGAAUGCGUCCAUUUCGGAAGCUUCAUCGGCUUAAGUUUGAGUUGAAGAGGUUUAAUUGGAGGGUUAUAGGAGACAUUGUCAAGAAGUAUGAGGAAAGCAAGAAUGCUUACCAGCAAGCUAAAAUCAGUCUUUUUUCUGAUCUGACUAAUCAGACCUUGAGUGUAGCUGAGAGGUCCUCUUAUCUGGAAUUUAAGAAACAAGAGGCAGCUUAUGCUAGUUUUCUUUACCAGAAGAGUAAGAUAGAUUGGAUCCGCUUCGGUGAUGAAAACUCAGCCAUGUUUUAUGCUAGUAUGAAGAAAAGGAAAGCCAAUAACAGAAUUGUUUCUUUUGUUUCCGAAAAUGGCAGAGUAGAAGAUGAUUACCCAAAGGUGAUUAAUCAUUUUAUUCAUCACUUUCAGUCUUUCUUGGGUUGUUCUAGUGCAGCUACUGGACAUAUUGAAUCUUCAAUCUUGAACUUAGGUCCGCUUCUGAGUCUGGACGACCAAACUGAUCUGAUUAAGCCUUUCUCUUCUCAAGAUGUCAAACACAGCCAUGUUCAAUUGACAUCUAUUCUUCCUAAGUUGGUCAAUCAAAAUCAAGGGGCUUUUGUUAAGAAUAGAUCUCUUGCCCAUAAUGUCCUUAUUCUUCAAGAUCUUCUUAAGGGUUAUAAUCGCAAACGAAGUUCUCCUCGUUGCUUAAUGAAGAUAGAUAUCAGCAAAGCCUAUGAUUCCAUUGAUUGGGAUAUUUUAGAGAACUUGCUGAAUGCAUUCAAGUUUCCUGUCAUCUUUGAACCUUCGACCGACAACAACAAAGAGACUGAACGCGAGAAGCAACAGAAGGAAUUGGACUCCUGGGUUGAAAAUGAUCUCCUCUGUAAGAAUUUUAUUCUUAACGGUUUAUCUGAUGAUCUUUAUGACUAUUAUAAUUCAAACAAGUCAGCAAAGGAAAUUUGGGAGGCGCUGCAAAAGAAAUAUGAUACAGAAGAGGCGGGGACUAAAAAAUACGCUGUCAGUCGCUACCUGAAGUAUCAAAUGGUGGACGAUAAAUCUGUGGAGGCCCAAUCUCACGAAAUUCAGAAAAUCGCACAUGAGAUUAUCUCAGAAGGUAUGACCCUUGAUGAACAGUUUCAAGUUGUUGUUUUAAUUGAAAAAUUACCUCCUUCCUGA